This is a messenger RNA of Aspergillus pseudotamarii, 1543 nucleotides long. RefSeq lists its product as uncharacterized. Lineage: Eukaryota; Fungi; Ascomycota; Eurotiomycetes; Eurotiales; Aspergillaceae. Bases 296 to 1270 code for a protein of 324 amino acids. The transcript has a single exon. The record is from RefSeq and is a predicted model, not a curated record.
GCGUCUUCCGCGUGGCUGUUUGAACUCCACUCCCCAUCGCCGAGCCAAUCAGGGGUCGCUCCGCCAUAAAAAUAACUGUCAGCCCUAAAGUUGGUCGCUGAGCACGUACGACGCCAACGACCUUAGACGAAGAAAAUUUUGAGAUCAUUUAACUCUAAGUCACUAGUAUUUGAAGUCGCGUCGCCAUGCCCGCCCCCAUGGAUCAUACAAAAUAUUGCUUGCUCCAAGCUUCACCUCUCUUCCUCCCGACCCUUUCCCUACCCCCGUAAUCCACCUUUGCCGAGACGCCGUGAAUAUGCGAAUACAAUCCCUGUUUGUGCUAGGAACGGUCUUCUCGGGCGCAAUUGCUCACCCUGAGCCUACUGCUGAACUGUCGUCGAAAUGGCCUUCUACUACAACUACCCCCUCGGCAGCACCGACACCCGCAAUACUCCAUGGCAAUAACGGCGCGAGAAACAAACGUUAUGAACAUGGCCUCCUUUUAGAAAAACGAGAUACAACUACGGAGGACCCUGCUGAGGACCCUGCUGCCACCACCGAAGAGACCACCAGUACGACUAAAGAAGCAACAACGGAGGCGACCACGCAAGCUGAUACCACCACUGCCCCUACAACCACCGAAGCAACAACAACAACCGAGGAUGCCACGACUACGACGGAGUCCUCUACGACAACAACUUCAAGCACGACUAGUACGACUAGUUCCACCAGUUCGACGACCUCCACAACCUCAACCACAUCCUCCACAUCCUCCACAUCACAAUCGACGAGUAGCAUGUCAACCACCACCACGAAGAGCACAUCGACUACCGCCACAAAGACCAGCUCGACGUCCACUGCGACAAGCACAGUUAGUGCUGAAAUGCGAGAAUACAAUCAUCGUGGAAGCAUAGCCGCCAUCAUCACUUUUAGUAUAUUGGGGGCUAUCUUCUUUGGUUAUGGAUUCCUUCACUGCUACUUGGAUUCUCGAAAAAAGCGCCAGAUUGCAGCGACAAAGGCAGCAGCGGAGGCCGGAUCAGACUAUUCUUUGGUGGCAUUAAACCAGAAUGCGAGAUCUCAAAGUGAAGUCAACUUUGACCGGUCCUCGAUGAUGUUCGCUUCUCAGUCUCCGUCCCGUACGGAUUUGUCUUCCACGAUUCAACAAGGUGCUGGUGCGCAAGGGUAUAGCCAGCCACUGGCGCGACCUUCAUCGCUGGCAGUCAGCGAGACACUCCACCCAAGUUCAGCAACAGGUUCACCCUCUAAUAGUCCUCGAGGAAACUUCAUCUAAUGCCAGAGAGGAAUGAAGAGCAUUCUCAACCUGGUGGUGUCCCGUUCAGUCAAUAUAAUGUGUGAUACGAUACUAAUGUCAUUUGCACGUCCCGGCCGCCUAUCGCAGCAGCCAUGUACCAUUAUAUCCAAUUGUCUUCCUCUUCUGUAUUCUCAAUAUUCUACUUCUUUUUCCUAUUUGCCAUGCAUAAUAUUCUCUGACUCGUAGAAACUGCAUUAUUAUCGACGUGGAUAUUCCAUGUAUCCAUUUGUGAAUUCUCUGUUCUUUACAAUC